This is a messenger RNA of Microtus ochrogaster (prairie vole), 2604 nucleotides long. RefSeq names its product MAX interactor 1, dimerization protein (gene Mxi1). NCBI's taxonomy places the organism in Eukaryota, Metazoa, Chordata, Mammalia, Rodentia, Cricetidae. The record is from RefSeq and is a predicted model, not a curated record. Gene Ontology annotation, molecular function: DNA-binding transcription factor activity, RNA polymerase II-specific; RNA polymerase II cis-regulatory region sequence-specific DNA binding; protein dimerization activity. Gene Ontology annotation, biological process: regulation of transcription by RNA polymerase II.
CGCGAGAGCGACACACACUCACACUCACAACUGCACUCAGCGAGCCUCGGGAAGGCAGGCCCGCUCCUUGCUCGGGCGCUUUCUCGGCUCCAGCAGGCCGGCUCUCCCAGGGGGCCCGCAGCUCGGCGGGCCGAGCAGCCCCGGACCAGGACCAGCUCGCCGGACCCCCGUGCCUCCAUGGGCAAACGCGGGCGGCCGCGCAAGGAGGCGCGCUGCGAGGGCUCGGGGCUGGUCCCCGAUGCGCCCCUGGUCAUGCCCCCGGCCGCGGCCGCGCCCCAGCCCCCGGAGCAGCCCGAGGAGCCGGCGGGGGCCAAACCCCGGUGCCCCUUCUCGGACAUUUUCAACACGAGCGAGAACUCGAUGGAGAAGCACAUCAACACUUUUCUGCAGAACGUGCAGAUUCUGCUCGAGGCAGCCAGCUACCUGGAGCAGAUCGAGAAAGAAAACAAAAAGUGUGAACAUGGCUACGCCUCAUCGUUCCCCUCCAUGCCGAGCCCCCGGCUACAGCAUUCAAAGCCCCCACGGAGGUUGAGCCGGGCACAGAAACACAGCAAUGGGAGCAGCACUACCAGCACUGCCAACAGAUCUACACACAAUGAGUUGGAAAAGAACCGACGAGCUCACCUGCGCCUGUGUUUAGAACGCUUGAAAGUUCUGAUCCCACUGGGUCCAGACUGCACCAGGCAUACAACCCUCGGUUUGCUCAACAAAGCCAAAGCACACAUCAAGAAACUUGAAGAAGCUGAAAGGAAGAGCCAGCACCAGCUUGAGAACUUGGAACGAGAACAGAGAUUUCUAAAGCGGCGACUGGAGCAGCUGCAGGGUCCUCAAGAGACGGAGCGGAUACGAAUGGAUAGCAUUGGGUCGACUAUCUCUUCCGACCGCUCGGACUCAGAGCGAGAGGAGAUUGAAGUGGACGUUGAAAGCACAGAGUUCUCCCAUGGAGAAGUGGACAAUAUAAGCACCACCAGCAUCAGUGACAUUGAUGACCACAGCAGCCUGCAGAGUAUUGGGAGUGACGAGGGUUACUCCAGUGCCAGUGUCAAACUCUCCUUCACGUCCUAGAGCCCAGCACGACAGCAGUGCAGGGCGACACACCCACCGGGCCAGUUCAGUACCGUCUCUUCAAUUGGGUUCAUGACGCAGUCUCCUUCAAAACUAAACAAAACCAUACUUGAACAAAAGGGUCAGAAGACCUGUAUUUAAGCAAAUACUUAACAAAAAGUGGGGUAGAGCCUCCCCAGUAGAACAAAUACUCAUAUAUUGGAAAGAAUACGGUUCCUAACAGCAGCUGGAAACAUGUAAUUAUCUGGAGUUGACUUAGUUGACUUCUAAGAGGACAGUGGAGAUUCCGUCUCCUUUCCUAGUUUGCUCACGCUGUGUUGAGUAGAUGUUUAAGGGUGGGGUUAUGAACCCUUCCUGAGCUUCUUGGCCCUAGAAACAAAAUCAGACUUAGAGUAAGGAAAAGGCAGGAUAAUCAGGCAUUAAUCUUGGAUAGCUAAAGAGCUCUUAAAACUCAGCCUCAGUUUAUCAUGAAGCCUGUGGAUGAUCAAUUCUUUAAAAAAAAAAUGAAUUUUUAAAAAGCUCAUUUCGUGCUCUACAGAAGGAGAGACUCCCAUGAAGCCUUUCGAAAGAGAUCAUCACGCAGCUCAGCUUUCUGUUGGAUUCCAUGCUAAGCCAGCUAACCUUACCUGCAUUGUUAGCACUAGGGCACCCAACCGCCCGCUCGCACCCUUCAGCAACAUAGGGGCAGCCCAUGCAUGACAGCUGUGUCACAGAAGGAAAAGCUCCAUGUGCCUCUGUGUCUGCGCCGAUCUGAAGAGUUGUGCACGCAGCAUAGCAGGCCAAGGUCUGAGCCACGGCAGCAUUUUUAUUUGAGAUUUUGAUAACUGUUUAUAUGUGUUGAAAACCAAAAUGGCAUCUUUUUAAAGCUUGUCCAUAAGUAAACAUAGAUGUCUUUUAUAGUGGAAAAAACACGUGGGGAAAAUCAUCUAUUUUGAUGCAGCAUUUGAUAACGAUAAAACACCUCACACCUCACUCUUUAUAGUGCACAGAAUGAAUGAGGUCUGGGCGGGGUAGACAAAGGUCAAUGCUGUUUUUGUUUUCUUUUAGGAUCAUUCCCCUUUACCAGCUUCUAACCAUCUGCUAUCCAUAGUAGGCAUACUAUCAUAGUUAACAUAGUUAAGUUCAGCACUUGUCUCAUUUACUGUAAGGUCUGCAUUUUCUGCAGGCGGUCUCCUUCCUCACGAACCCACUGUGCAGGUGCUACUGUUGCUCUUACCAAUCUUUUCAGAAAUGUUAUCUUCUAAGUGAACUUUCUAGCCUGCACUUUGAUGUCAUGUGUUCCCUUUGUCUUUCAAACUCUGAGGUUUCUCUGGGCCUCUGCUUGGCCCUGGGAAGCCUUUCUGGAGACCUUACCCCCAGCUGUUUGGACUUUGUAUUCUUUAAAUAAUUUAACUACCCUUAAUUACUUUUAAAAAAAGCUUUAUGAUUUUCAUAACUUAUUGCUGAUUUUAAUGGGUUGAUAAUUUCAGUCCUGUAGUUUUAUUUUAUGUUUAGAUAGGGCUGGGCAAGGAAAAAGAAAAUAAAAACAACCAUAUUUAG